GGUUUACAAGCCCUAGCUCGGGGGAAAGAUCUUCGCGGCGCCAUUCUUCUCCACUGAUCUGCGCGAUCGACAUUCCCGGGUAUGAAAUCCUCCUCCUGUUCUUGAGGAGCGGGUGAAAAGGAUUAGUGUAAUGCCGCAUUGGAGCUCCUGACACGGGAUUGUGAUCGGGGGACUGGUCGUGAUCCAGCAGCUGAGGGAUCGCCAUAGCCGUCGGAAGAAUGGAGAGAAUCUCGGUAGCGAUCCGUGUGAGACCUCCAUCGAAGGAGGAGCUCGUCAAAGGGAAUCAUUGGGUUGUUGAGGAACAGGAAAAGAAGCUUUCACUGUGCAACUGCUAUGGAGCGCCACUCUCCGGCUACACUUACGCUUUUGAUCAAUUGUUUGGAUCGAAUUCUAAGAACUCUGACGUCUACGACAUCCAUGCCAAAGAAGUUGUCAUUUCGGCAUUGCAAGGAUUUAACGGAACUGUGUUUGCGUAUGGGCAAACAAGUAGCGGGAAGACUUACACGAUGCAAGGUUCUGAUAGUCAUCCUGGUAUCAUUCCUUUAGCUAUCCGAGAUGUUUUUGACAGCAUAUCCCAGAAUUCUAGCAGGGAGUUCCUAGUUCGCGUUUCUUACAUGGAGAUUUAUAACGAAGAGAUCAACGACCUCUUAGCUCCCGAGAACAGGAAACUACAAAUACACGAGAAUUUCGAGAAGGGGUUGUUUGUUGCUGGACUCAGAGAGGAAAUUGUUAACAGUCCUGACCAAGUAUUUGAUUUCUUAAAGCUUGGAGAAGCACAUCGUCAUUUUGGUGAGACGAACAUGAACAGUUACAGUAGUCGAUCUCAUUCUAUAUUUCGAAUGGUCAUUGAAAGCAGGGACAACAACAGAAAUACGGACUCUGUUCGAGUGUCUACUUUGAACCUGGUAGAUCUAGCCGGUUCUGAACGUGUUGCAAAAACAGGAGCUGGAGGAGUUCGACUUAAGGAGGGACAACACAUCAACAAGAGUCUCAUGACUCUUGGAACUGUUAUCAAUAAGCUCAGCGAGGGUCCAGGAAAAGGAGGUCAUAUACCGUACCGGGACAGCAAACUGACGCGCAUUCUUCAAUCCGCUUUAGACGGUAACGCAAAAACGGCUAUUAUUUGUACCAUUACACCGGAUGAGAUACACAUAGACGAAACAAAGGGAACGCUUCAAUUUGCCUCGAGAGCGAAAAAAGUUGCAACAUGCGCGCACGUCAAUGAGAUACUCACUGAUGCAGCUCUUCUUAAGCGGCAGAAAAAAGAAAUUGAAGAGCUUCGUGAAAAGUUGUUGGGGCUACGUUCGGAUGAUUUCGAAAAACAACUUUUAAAUCUACGCAACGACUUGCUGAAGUACGAAUUGGAGAAGGAGAAACUUGCGCUGGAGCUAGAAGAGGAGAGAGCAGCCCAGCUGGAUCGUGAAAGGAGAAUAAAAGAGCAAGAACAAAAGAUUGAAAAUCUGAGCUCUUUAGUCUUAAGUUCAGCAGCUCGAGAUGAUUAUUCGAAUGCUAUGAAGAUGGUUACUCGCCGAGAGACAUGGUCCCCGCAACAAGGGAUUUUGGACGCAUCAGCUAAGGAAUGCUUUCGGAGCCCUUUAACACGUUUGGACAGCUCUCGAAUCUCUACUAGGCGGGAUAGAGGCAGAGUAGUCACACCUUUACCUGCAUUUGAAUCCCUUCUCGAAAAAAAUGCUGAUGAUCUUUGGGAGGUUCAAAGUACACCAUUUCCGUCGCAUUCUCGUGACGAACAACAAACAACGACCAAGGAGAAACCAAAUGUUGCCGAUGAAGAUGCAUGGACGCGCCUAAACCAAGAACUCGAUGACGACUGGGCAACUUUAAACACAGAAGACCAAGCAGUUCCGUCUACGUCAGAGUACACACCUUGUGUAAAAUCCGACGAGACCGAGCUUAUGGAGUUUCAGGUAAAGGAACUACAGCUCCAGCUUGAAGAGCUUCAAUCCCGCUUUGAUUCAAAGAGUGAAGAAGCAGCGGACGCGACUAGAAAGCUAAAUGUGCUACUCGAUAGCAAUAGCGAGAUUAACAGAAAGGUGGAAUAUUUUCGGUCAGAAAACAAUCGCCUUCGUGAAUGUAGGACUUUGCAGGAGCAACAGCUUAAUGAAAUUAUAACAAAAAACCAGCAUCUCAACCAGACAGUGGCUGACUUACGGAAAGAAAAUAGUCGUCUAGAAAGUGAGCUAAAACAGCUAAAUGCGUGUAAUCUUCGUCAGAAAGAGGAAAUGGACCAGCUGGCGGAAGAAAAUGUACGAAUUGGCAGUCGCUUAACUACUACCGUGACCGAAAACACUGUUCUCUUGGAGAACAAGGGACGCUUGGAUUCUCUACUUAAAUCUGCGAAGCUUGAGGAACAUGAAACAGCAAACAAGCUCGAUGAGCUGGAGAGAAAACACAGCCAGAACAAACAAGAGCUAGACGCAGCCGUGGAGCAAAAACAACUACUUGAGGAGAAGCUUUUCGCUCAGGAAGAGAAAUACAAGACACAGCUCCAUGAACUGAUGAACACGAACACGGAGCUUCAAAGGACAAACGAGCAACUGAAAUCGUCCGCCUCCUUGCGGGAAGAAAACUACAACACUGAGCUCCAAAAACUCUCAGAUAAAAAUACCAGCCAUCACAAAAUCCACAAAGAGUUGGAGCAGUCGAUGAAAUUGCAGGAAGAGAAACACAAGCAGGAGCUCAAAGAUCUCUCCCGCACGAACAGCAAGCUUUUGAAAGCCAACAACGAGCUCAAACUCUCCCUGGAGGCCGAGGAGCGAAAGGCAAAAAACGAGCUACAAAUCCAAAACGAUUGCAUGGAACAAUCCAUCGCACGCAAGGAAUCGCAGCUCCGCGAACUAACCGCCAAGCUCUCAGCCCUGGAGUCGAGCAGCAAAGACGAGCACGAGGCCCUGAUUGAGAGCCUCCACAUGUCCAACGCUCACAUCUCGAUGCUGGACGAGGAUCUCCGGCAGGCGAGGCAAGAGAGGGACGAUCUGGCGGCCAAGGUGGGUGUCCAGGCCCAGCAAAACCAGGAGCUCCUUGUCUCGAUGAAGCUGGAGAGGCUCCGCGUUGCGCAGGAGCUGGGGAGCUAUCUGGGCGCCCUGAGCUUCCAGCAGGACAGCCUCUCUACGAUUUGCUCGGGCAUCAGCAGCAUUGUCCGCGCCUAGAGAGUUCGAUCCCUAGGAUCUCCUCGUUCUUACCAAUUGAUCCACUGAUCCUAUCAAGAUUUAAACUUUUCCGCGCGAAAGCUUAAUUUGAUCGCGCGAAAACCUUUUAAUUUGAAUAUUAGGGUUUGUGAAGUCUUCU
Molecule: messenger RNA, 3306 nt
Organism: Selaginella moellendorffii
Lineage: Eukaryota; Viridiplantae; Streptophyta; Lycopodiopsida; Selaginellales; Selaginellaceae
Product: kinesin-like protein KIN-7L
Exons: 25
Coding region: 219-3167 (982 amino acids)
Biological process (GO): microtubule-based movement
Molecular function (GO): ATP binding; microtubule motor activity; microtubule binding
Source: RefSeq, a predicted model, not a curated record